Messenger RNA from Medicago truncatula (barrel medic), 2981 nucleotides. RefSeq names its product formin-like protein 5. Gene Ontology annotation, molecular function: nucleic acid binding. The transcript has 5 exons. NCBI's taxonomy places the organism in Eukaryota, Viridiplantae, Streptophyta, Magnoliopsida, Fabales, Fabaceae. The record is from RefSeq and is a predicted model, not a curated record. Bases 469 to 2631 code for a protein of 720 amino acids.
AACGAGACCCCAUCCGGUAUUACUUCAGGUAAGGCAUCAUCACAUAACACGAACCCUAAAAACCAAAACACAAAAAUAAAAAUAACACAAAAACAAUGAAGCCCUAGAAAAUCUUCAUAGAACCAAUUUCAUACACUCUCUUAAACCUCAAUCAUUUUCUCUCAUCAUUGUUUUCGAUAAACCAUUUUCUCAUUCUUCCCUUUAAUUUUGCGUUUUUCGUUUCUUUUCUGUUAUUUUUUCGUCAUUGUUCUUCUUCAGUGUUUUCAGGAGUAAAUCAAUUUGGGUGCAUUCGAUUUUGUUGUUCGUGGCUCUAAUUUUCGAUGCUUUUUUCUGUUUCUUCAUCUUCGGCAAUCGUUUUCUUCUCCAAUUAGGGUUUCGGUGUACAAAGCGACGCAAUAUUCUCGAUUCUCCCAAAUUAUCAUCACUGUGGGUUAAGGAAGGUGUUUUAUUGAUUAUAUUUUGGAUACAAUGUCAUCAAACUCAAAAUACCCGAUUCUGGACGAUAAGCCUAUUGAUAAGUGGAAGGUUACAGAGCUGAAAGAGGAACUGAAAAGAAGGAAGUUGGUUACCAAAGGUUUGAAGGAAGAUUUAAUUAAUCGUUUGGACGAAGCCCUUCGCGAGGAAAGGGAGGCUGCUGAGGCUGCCCGCAAAAAGGAACAGGAGGCUGCCGAGGCUUCCCCCGAACAGGAGGCAGCCGAGGGUUCGAAGAAGGACGAGGCUAACGGUUUGGACACUCAAGUUGAUGAGUUAAAAGAUUCCAAGACUAUUAAUGUGGACGCUGAAGUGUUUGGUACAAUUCAAGCUUCUGAACAGGGGAAUAGUGGUGUAGUUGAACCAUUUGAAACUGAUAAUGUAGCGAAGGUUCCAGAGGUUUUGGAUAAUGACGGUAUUAAGAAUGUUGACGAGGAUGGUGUCACUGACCCAGUUGACGCUAAUAAUAGUGUGUCAGCAAUGGAUGUAGAAGGUGAACAUGUGGAAUCUGCUAACGCGGGAGAGGAGGCUGUUGCCCAUCCUUCUAAUGUGGAGACCACUGUUACGAUAACUGAGACUGUCGUCACCAAGACUGUAUCAACAGAAGUAGUAGUCGAUGGUCAGGAUUCUUAUAGUUCUGAGAAGAAUAAUGAGGAUUCGGCAAUCAAGCUAGGGAAUGAGGAAUCAAAGGUGCAGCUGGACAGUGAGGACUCAAAGCCCCAACUGGAGUCUGACACAAAGCCUCCAUGUGACAAUCUCAUGCCCAACUCUUCCGCUCCAGAAAACCAGGUAUCUGAGGUCAACCCUAGUAUAAUAGGGACUCAAGUAAAAUCUGAUUCUUUUUCUACUGAUUCUGUGUCAAUUAAUCAAAAGAAUGAACUAAAGGAUACUAUAAUUGCUAAUAAUGUCAAAUUAGAACAAGAUAAUGUUAGGCAAGAGAUGGUGGAAGAACCAUCAUCCAGAAAUGAUGUACCUGUUUAUGAUGAAUCGCAUUCAGUGGAUGUUGGAGGGCUGCAUGAAAAAAAGUCAUCUGUUGAAGCAAAUAACAACAAUGUUACGAGUCCAGAGUUGAACAAAACCAAUAGUAGUGAUGAUGUAGGUUAUUCAGAAAAGUUGAACUUGGACAGAAGUUCUGGUGAUGAUUCUAUGGAAGAGGACUUGCCUGAGAUUAGGCAAUAUGAUUCUAAGUUUAAUGAUGAACUUAGUGACAAAGUUGAGAAUAAUGAAGUCCUUAAGGGGAAGGAGCAAAGCAAAACAAUAGUUGUGGGUGAUGGCGUAUCCGCAAGAAACAGUGAUACCCACCAAGAUAUGAACAUUAGUACUGUUUCCUUGACUGAGAAGCGAAAAUAUCCUGAACAAACAUUAGUUGGGAACAAUGAGCCUGCAAAAAGGCAACGCAGAUGGAACACUGAGGCAGUUAAAGGAGCAGAUCUGCAAAGCACUACUCCCAGAUCUGCUACUACACCCAAGGACGGGCAAAUUACUCUGAAGCGCAACUUAUCUAGGUCUAAUUCAUCUGCAACUGAUGAUACACCUAAAGAACGCAUUGUUCCACCAUCUCGAAGAGCCCCAACAAAUUCCCUCAGGAUUGAUCAAUUCCUUCGUCCAUUUACCCUAAAAGCAGUGCAAGAACUUCUUGGGAAAACUGGGAGCGUCAGCAGUUUCUGGAUGGACCAAAUAAAGACCCAUUGCUAUGUUACUUACUCGUCCACUGAAGAGGCCAUUGAAACACGAAAUGCUGUGUAUAACUUGCAAUGGCCUACAAAUGGUGGGCGGCUCUUAAUUGCCGAGUUUGUUGAUCCUGAAGAAGUGAAAAUGAAGUUAGAAGCUCCUCCCACUCCAACUGCUGCUGUCAACAGUGCUCCAAUAGUUCCUCCCGCACCACCCUCUUCACAGCCGGAGCCUUCCCCUCGUCAGCACAGGGAACAACAUCUUCCAGUUACUCUCCCACCUCCACCACCAUUGGUAAGGCCCCCACCAGUUGCUAGGGAACACCUUCCAUCGCCACCGCCCCUUCCCGAGAAAGUGGACCCACCUAUUGUCACUCUAGAUGAUCUCUUCCGUAAAACCACUGCAACUCCUCGGAUCUAUUAUUUACCUUUGUCUGAAGAGCAAGUUGCUGCAAAACUUGCGGCACAGGGUAAGAGUACAAGGCAGUAGGCAAUUAAUUAGCCUGCAAUUUGUAUCUGGUUGCUUGAAGCUUUCAUAAUAUGCCCAUUGUGCUAGGUAGUGGUAUUGUGUAAGCUUAAAGUGCAUCUUGGCUGGUCUGCUAGUGUAAUUGUCAUUUGAGACUUAAUUUUCUUUGUUAGUGUUAGAACUUCAUAACUAAGAGCCACUUGGGUGGAUAUAUUUUCCCUGCUGUUUGUACUAGUUUUAUUGUACCUUUUCCCAAAUAUCUUAGACUUUGACGGAAAAAAUUGACUCUAGCUUAUGCUCAUUCUCCUUCUGUGGAACUGAAUUGCGGGAUCAUUCCGUUAAUGGCAUGUGAUUGAUUUUUGUUUUUUGAUGCA